CUGACGCUUUUGCUUAAUGGCACGCGACUAUGGAUGUAGUUAUAAGAGUCCUCGCGUGUCAGCCUUCAACUGAACUAUCUCUUGAGCAUCCAGAGGCAGCGCAAAGAGCAAACUUGUUGUUACUGGGCAACACGAAAACAACAGCAAAAAAUGGACACUGUCUUGGAUACAUUUACAGGACUGGACUCCUUCUCCUCCCCUUAUUUUGACGAGGAUGAUUUCUUUACUGACCAGUCCUCCAGGGACCACUUGGACACAGAUGAGUUUCUGGAUGACGAUGUCGACUUUCUCACCAGCCAUUUCCAAGAUUACUACAAGGACAGCAGGAUAGCGCACGAUGGGGACUACUGUGAAAUUGGCAACUUUUCCUUCUCUUCCUCCUCUUCUACCUUCUCGUAUGAAUGCACUGACAGCACCUCAGAGCUGUCACCUCAGAUGGGAGGAGAUGUCCCGAUGCUAAAAAGGCGGAGGCGGAUGAGGUCCGAUAUGGAGAUGCAACAUUUACGGCAGGCUGCUAACGUCCGGGAGCGGCGGAGGAUGCAGUCCAUUAACGAUGCUUUCGAGGGACUCCGGUCUCACAUCCCCACUCUACCAUACGAGAAGAGGCUCUCCAAAGUCGAUACUCUGCGCCUGGCCAUUGGCUACAUCAACUUCCUCGCUGAGCUCGUGCAGUCGGACAUGCCCAUCCGAAACUCCAACAGUGACGCACCGACUCAACCCAAAAAAGUUAUAAUUUGCCACAGAGGAACAAGUAAGUAUUUCAUAUAAUUAGAUAAUGAUAAUGACUUAAUUUUGGACUGUAUUGUUACUCAUUUGUUAAAGACUUGGUUCGUUACUAAUAAUGUGUCCCCUUCUCAGGAUCUCCGUCUCCAAGUGACCCUGACUACGGGUUGCCUCCCCUUGCCGGCCACUCUCUGUCCUGGACAGACGAGAAACAGCUGAAAGACCAGAACAUCAUUAGAACCGCUAAAGUCUGGACACCCGAGGACCCACGGAAACUGCACAUGAAACCCUCCAUGAACAACAUUGAAAACGAGCCUCCUUUCAGCUUAACCUCAGCCCAAUAAAUGUUAUAUUUAUGUCUAAAAGUAUGUAUUUUUAUACACACAUUGUAAAUCCAUGUUAAUAUAUAACGUUGUCUGUAACGUUGAUUAUUUACGUGUAAAUAUGUAUUUGUCAAUGUUCUCCUAAUUAAGGC
Coregonus sp. 'balchen' is the source of this 1198-nucleotide messenger RNA. NCBI's taxonomy places the organism in Eukaryota, Metazoa, Chordata, Actinopteri, Salmoniformes, Salmonidae. The record is from the annotation of a GenBank genome assembly.